ACCACACUGGCGCGUGAGGUUGCGCCGAAGGUGGGGGCGGGACAACCGAACUUCUCAAUGUCGGAGAGCGCGCGCUGACAUCAACCUCCCCAUGCGCAGCGCCCAGAAAUAUAUCGCUCUAAAUUUUACCAAUCGACUCCUGCUGUCUGUUUACCAAAUUGUCCUACUUUUUUUUAAUAUACGAGACAUUCCCAGAGCACGGAGGUGUAGAUGAAUCCUUCCGGAAUAGUCACCGUGGUGCUUCUGCUGGUGGUCCUGACAGCGCAAGGCUGUUUGUCAUCUAAGGGGGAGGACAGGCUGUUCAGGAAUUUAUUCAGGCGAUACAACCAGUUCAUCAGACCAGUGGAGAAUGUCUCUGACCCUGUCACCGUGGAGUUUGAGGUCUCCAUAUCCCAACUGGUCAAAGUGGAUGAAGUCAAUCAGAUUAUGGAGACCAAUUUAUGGCUGAGACAUGUCUGGAAUGACUACAAACUGAAAUGGGUUCCCAUCGAGUAUGACGGACUUGAGUUCAUUCGUGUGCCCUCCAAUAAGAUAUGGAGGCCGGACAUCGUCCUCUACAACAAUGCUGUGGGAGAUUUCCUGGUUGAGGACAAGACCAAAGCUCUGCUGAAGUUUGACGGCACCAUCACCUGGAUCCCCCCCGCCAUCUUUAAAUCCUCCUGCCCCAUGGACAUCACUUACUUCCCCUUCGACUACCAGAACUGCUCCAUGAAGUUUGGCUCCUGGACCUACGACAAGGCCAAGAUUGACCUAGUGCUCAUAGGGUCAAAGGUGAACCUCAAGGACUUCUGGGAGAGUGGCGAGUGGGAGAUCAUCGACGCGCCGGGCUACAAACACGACAUCAAGUACAACUGCUGUGAGGAGAUCUACCCAGACAUCACCUACUCUUUCUACAUCAGACGCUUGCCUCUCUUCUACACCAUCAACCUCAUCAUCCCUUGUCUCCUCAUCUCCUUCCUCACCGUCCUCGUCUUCUACCUCCCCUCUGACUGUGGAGAGAAGGUGACCCUCUGUAUCUCUGUCCUCCUGUCCCUCACUGUGUUCCUCCUGGUCAUCACUGAGACCAUCCCGUCUACGUCUCUGGUCAUCCCUCUCAUCGGGGAGUACCUCCUCUUCACCAUGAUCUUCGUCACCCUCUCCAUCGUCAUCACCGUGUUUGUGCUGAACGUCCACUACCGUACGCCUAUGACCCACACCAUGCCGGCGUGGGUCCGGUCUGUGUUCCUGGGGUUGCUGCCCAAGGUGCUGCUCAUGAGGAGGCCUGUAGACCAGGGCUGCCCCUCCUUGGGGAGUGGGAGAGGAGAUGGAACAGGAGGUGGGAGUAUUGGAGAUGGGGGUGUAGGAGGAGGAGCGAGUGGAACGGGGAAGAAGAGGAAGAACAGCAUUGGGGGAGGAAUAGGGGGCGGGUGUGUGCAGGUGGACGGGGGUGCGGUCACCGCCGAAACAGGACAGGCGGGGGCAAUGAACUGUGUGGAGUACGGCGAAGUGCAGAACAAGCCGAAUUUCCCCUGUAAGGGGAAAGAGGUGCCCAUCCCCACCGUACCCCCGGUGGUGCCCCCUCCUGCCCCCUCUGAUCCGGACCUAUCCAAACUGCCCCGAGCGCUCAGCAGCCCGCCCAAUGUCAACGCAGUGGUGGCCUUCUCCGUGGUGUCACCAGAGAUCAAACAGGCCAUCGAGAGUGUCAAGUACAUCGCUGAGAACAUGAGAACACGCAACAAGGCCAAAGAGGUGGAAGAUGACUGGAAGUACGUAGCCAUGGUGAUUGACAGGAUCUUCCUGUGGGUGUUUGUGACUGUGUGUAUCACUGGAACUCUGGGACUGUUCCUUCAGCCUCUCAUCAGCUUCUUCACAUGAACCACUCCUCUUUUCUCCUUUAUUGUCUUUCUGUCUCCGUUGUCCUCUCAUUCUCACCAAUCUUACUUUUUUGACAUUCUCUCCCUCUCGCUUCCGUUACUUAUUGCCUAUUCUACUGGCAUCUACUGUCUUCCGGUCCCGAAAGCAGGCAAAACUAUGAAAAAGACAGCAGUCCAAUUUAUAAAACAAACCUCAUUGUAACCAUUGAUGUACUGUGAGGCCCUGUUGUUGGGACCACUGCAUUGCUAUCUCCAUUACUACCCAUUUAUUAUGCCAGUAGAGAAGUUGGUUCUCGUUCUAGACAUGAUGCCAAACGGAUCUAGAAUCUGUAGCUCUGUGCUGUAUGUGGUCAGUGGCUGAGUGAAGGAGUAACUCGAGGAUGCCUCUUUCUUACUCGACAUGUUAUGAUACUGUAGUCUACUGAUUUGUUGAUGAUAUAAAUCUGUAAUAUCUUCAAUCCUGUGCUAUGCUUAUGGCUAGGAGUAUCUCCUUACCAGGAACAACUCUAUAGGAAAUACUCCUGGCCCAGGUUAUA
Molecule: messenger RNA, 2389 nt
Organism: Salmo salar (Atlantic salmon)
Lineage: Eukaryota; Metazoa; Chordata; Actinopteri; Salmoniformes; Salmonidae
Product: neuronal acetylcholine receptor subunit alpha-3
Biological process (GO): monoatomic ion transmembrane transport
Cellular component (GO): postsynaptic membrane
Molecular function (GO): acetylcholine-gated monoatomic cation-selective channel activity; transmembrane signaling receptor activity
Source: RefSeq, a predicted model, not a curated record